Molecule: messenger RNA, 1894 nt
Organism: Pseudo-nitzschia multistriata
Lineage: Eukaryota; Bacillariophyta; Bacillariophyceae; Bacillariales; Bacillariaceae
Source: the annotation of a GenBank genome assembly
CGACAGUGUGGUGGAACAAUGAAAUUCGGCAUGGCGUUUUGGAAGCAAACAGAUUUUGGUGCGUUUUUGCUGUCUUCGGCUGAUAGGUGCKGUAUUGUUGGAAGAACAACUUCCGUGUUGCGUUGUCGUCGCGCCCCAAACGAASAACACAUCAUCCUCGAGUCUUAACAAGUUCUUCAAUACGCACUCGUACGGUACUGUUGCGUCAAAACUCGUACCACAGAUCGGCCAUUGAUUGCAGCAUAUAGGGACAAGGCUUCGAACACCGUCACACAACUUACAAACACUUCGUACCAGCCUCAGCAUUGGUCGAUUGGAAGCAAAGGRACAGACAACAUACCUUCACAGUGCACACCAUUGCUGACAACAGCGACAACAGCAGCAGCAGCAAUACUAAAAACAACAGCGACGACGACGACGAUGAAGAUUCCUGGCCGUCUUGCACGAACACCGACCUUUUUCCUCCUGGCGCUGGUCUUGCUCGCGGUGGGAGCGACCGGGCAGGGAACGCCGGAGGGCCUGACCGCGGUGGCACUGGGGGGCCAGCUGGUGGGAAACAUCCUAGAGUACGUCGUCAACCCCGGCGACCUCCGUGCGGAGGGGAAGGACACGGUCACCAUUGUGUACACGGUUCCCGAAGAAGCCUGGAUAGCUGUMGGCUUUAGCACCGAGGGUCUGAUGAUCGGGUCGGAGGCCGUGAUUGGCUUCCCGGCCACCGGGGAGGUGGUAAAGUACGGCCUGACUUCCUUCAUACAGUCCACGGGCGUGCUGCCGCUUCCGGAGGCGCRGCAGACGCUGAUCGAUGCCUCUAUCACCCAGGGAGACGGACUCACYAGCAUGAGGUUCACCAAGAUCAUGGAGGAACCCGACGAGAUUCCCAUUGUGAUUGGCCCCAACAUCUUUAUGGGAUCCGUGGGGUUCGACAACAAUUUUUUCAUGCACGCGAAACGGGACUCGUUCGGCAUCGAACUGGCGGUGGCCGAGGAGACGGACGACGCGGUGGGAGCCGAUGCCGCGGGGGGGGAGGAGGAGGUUGCCCCGGCGGCAACCACGGUGGUGAUCAUCGAAACGCGCAAGCGAUCGCUGUGGAWGGCCCACGGCUGGUGCGCCGCCCUCGCCUGGGGGCUCUGUGCGCCCCUGGCCAUUGGUGCCGCCCUCCUCAGGAGAUGGUUUCCGGACGGGCUGUGGCUAACCAUUCACCAGGGUCUGAACAUUGCGGUGGGCGUCUUGACCGUUGCCAGCUUUGGAUUGGCGGUGGCCGCCAUUGGCUCGGAAACCCCGGCCGGAGGCAGCAGCUACCACUUUAGCUCGGACCCCUUUCCCCACCGAUUCAUCGGGCUGGUGGUCUUCUUGCUGGUGGCCUUUCAGGUCCUGAGCGGCCUCUUUCGGCCCCACAAUCCGGGCAAGGGGGAGGAAAAGUCCUGCACCCGCCGCUUCUGGGAGGUCCUGCACCGGGUACUGGGCCUCGUUCUCCUGGCGCUGGCCUGGUACCAGAUCGAUUCCGGGAUUGGGAUCUACCAGCUGAUCUUUUCGGACAGCGCUUCCGCCCGCCUUUCGGGGAUUUUCUGGGGGAUCACCGGGAGUCUCUCGGCGAUCAUCGUGGUGGGAUUUGUGGUCACCAAGAUGACGGAUCGGGCAGACGACGACGACGACGACGACGACGGAGCAUGGGACGAGUCAGUGGAAGAUGCCUGAUUGUAGCAUAGGUAGAUUUUCCAAAGGCGCUUUUUCUGURUUGAGAAAACAAACCGAAAAACAACAAUGUUGAACUGAACUUUCAACAGGACGACGAAUAGAAACUAUAGAACACUGCAAAUCAGUCACUUUCCAAACUAGGAGAAGAAUCUUGAACCCCAAAWWWUUYUUUAUUUGAAACCCAKUAUUGAACGCACAU